Choloepus didactylus (southern two-toed sloth) is the source of this 6036-nucleotide messenger RNA. RefSeq names its product myomesin 2 (gene MYOM2). Gene Ontology annotation, molecular function: protein binding. NCBI's taxonomy places the organism in Eukaryota, Metazoa, Chordata, Mammalia, Pilosa, Megalonychidae. The transcript is spliced from 37 exons. The record is from RefSeq and is a predicted model, not a curated record. The coding region runs from base 126 to 4529 and encodes 1467 amino acids.
AGGAGCUUUGGAGUGAGAAAUUAGUUUUGCUUUCUUCAGCCAGAGCUUGAGUAGCUUGGUGAGCUGGGUGGGGCAGAACUUCGUUCCUCUUUGCCAUUUUCAUUUUCCUUUGGGAGUACACAAAGAUGCCUUUUGUAGCCGUACCCUUCUAUCAAAAGAGACACAAACACUAUGACCAGUCAUAUCGUAAUAUUCAAACAAGAUACCUUAUGAAUGAAUAUGCAGCAAAAAAGCGUGCUGCAAUCCAGUCAUCCACCCAGAAGUCUUUUACUCAGAAAUUAUCUUCCCAGAAAACCUCUAGGCCGAUAUCUGUUGGAGGAACCAUUUGCAGGCUUUGUGCAAAAAGGUUAACCACUUCAUCUGAAGAAGAAGAAGAAGACAAUAAAAACAGAUACCGAUCGCUGGUGGCUGCUUAUGGAGAAACAAAGCGGCAGCGUUUUCUCAGAGAACUGGAUCAGUUAGAAGAAAAUGUUCACCUGGCGCGUUCAGUUGCUCAGGAGAAGAUUGACAAAUAUGCCAUUCAGCAGAUGAUGGAGGAUAAGAUGGCCUGGGAAACACAUAGCCAUGAGGAACGGAUGCAUAGAGCUCCUGAGAUUUUGGUACGACUGAGGUCCCACACAGUUUGGAAAGACAUGGCUGUGAAGCUCUGCUUUACUGUACAAGGAUUUCCUACUCCUGUGGUUCAGUGGUAUAAAGACGGUAGUUUGAUUUGCCAAGCGGCUGAGCCAGGGAAGUACAGAAUUGAGAGCUAUUACGGAGUACACACGCUGGAGAUAAACAGGGCAAAUUUUGAUGAUACUGCAGUGUAUUCAGCAGUGGCAACAAACGGCUAUGGACAGGUGUCAACCAAUGCUGCGGUGAUUGUGAAAAGGUUUAGAGACGAGGAUCCACUCCGUUCUGUGAGGCUACCAAUUGGAUUGCCCUUACCAUCUGUGAUUCCAUAUACCCACUUUGAUGUUCAGUUUUUGGAGAAAUUUGGGGUCACCUUCAGAACGGAAGGUGAAACACUUACUCUCAAGUGCACUCUCUUGGUUUCGCCAGACCUGAAAAGAGUCCAGCCGCGAGCUGAAUGGUACCGUGAUAAUGUGCUAGUAAAAGAAUCGAAAUGGACGAAGAUGUUUUUCGGAGAAGGUCAGGCCUCCUUGUCGUUCAGCCACCUGAAUAAGGAUGAUGAAGGCCUGUAUACCUUAAGAAUCAUUUCAAGAGGAGGUGUGAGUGAACACAGUGCCUUCCUGUUUGUCAGAGAUGCUGACCCAUUAGUCACAGGGGCUCCUGGAGCCCCCAUGGAUUUGCAGUGCCAUGAUGCGAACCGAGAUUAUGUCAUCGUGACUUGGAAACCGCCCAAUACAACCACUGAGAGUCCUGUCAUUGGCUAUUUCGUUGACAGGUGUGAAGUGGGAACUAAUAAUUGGGUUCAGUGCAAUGAUGCGCCAGUAAAAAUCUGCCAAUACCCUGUAACUGGACUUUUUGAAGGAAGGUCUUACAUCUUCCGGGUGAGGGCGGUCAACAGUGCGGGCAUUAGCAGACCGUCCCGGGUCACUGAACCCGUGGCUGCCCUUGACCCUCUUGACCUCAAAAGAUUACAAGCAGUUCAUUUGGAGGGAGAUAAAGAAAUUGUAAUGUAUGAGGAUGACCUUGAAGGCGAUGCUCAGAUUCCAGGACCUCCCACCAAUGUACAUGCUUCGGAAAUCAGCAGAACAUAUGUUGUCCUCAGCUGGGAUCCACCUGCUCCCCGUGGCAAGGAGUCAUUAGUGUAUUUCAUUGAGAAGUCCAUUGUUGGGAGUGGGAGCUGGCAGCGGGUCAACGCCCAGAUGGCCGUGAGAUCUCCCCGAUACGCGGUGUUUGAUCUUGCUCAAGGGAAGUCCUAUGAGUUUCGCGUUUUGGCAGCCAAUAAGCAUGGUCUGAGUGACCCGUCAGAAAUAACUGCACCCAUUCAGGUACAGGACACAAUUGUUGCUCCUUCUGCUCCUGGUCGGGUACUUGCUUCAAGAAAUACUAAGACAUCGGUUGUGGUUCAAUGGGAGAAGCCGAAACACGAAGAGGACCUGAUAGGUUACUAUGUGGACUGUUGUGUGGCAGGAACCAAUAAUUGGGAACCAUGCAACCACAAGCCCAUUGAUUACAACAGGUUUGUCGUGCAUGGCCUAACGACUGGAGAGCAGUACAUCUUCCGAGUUAAAGCUGUUAAUGCUGUGGGCAUGAGUGAAAAUUCACAAGAGUCUGACAUCAUAAAAGUCCAGGCUGCCCUCACUGCUCCAUCCCAUCCUUAUGGAAUUACACUUCUUAACUGUGAUGGCCAUUCUAUGACUCUUGGUUGGAAGGUGCCAAAAUUCAGUGGUGGUGCUGCAAUUCUUGGUUAUUACAUAGAUAAGCGUGAAGCACAUCAUAAAAAUUGGCAUGAGGUCAAUUCCUCGCCUGUUGAAGAGAGGAUCUUUACGGUGGAGGGCUUGACAGAAGGUGCGUUAUAUGAGUUCAGAAUUGCUGCAACCAACCUGGCUGGCAUAGGACAGCCGUCAGACCCCAGCGAGCUCUUCAAGUGUGAAGCCUGGACCAUGCCAGAGCCUGGGCCUGCCUAUGAUUUGACGUUCUGUGAGGUCAGGGAUACCUCACUGGUCAUGCUAUGGAAAGCCCCAGUGUAUUCUGGCAGCAGUCCCAUUUCUGGGUAUUUUGUGGAUUAUAAGGAAGAGGAUUCAGGAGAAUGGCUCACAGUAAAUGAAGCACCAACUGCAAAUCGUUAUUUAAAGGUCAGUGACCUACACCAAGGUAAAACCUAUGUCUUCAGAGUCCGGGCAGUAAAUGCAAGUGGGGUGGGAAAGCCAUCAGAUACCUCUGAACCAGUACUUGUAGAGGCUAAACCAGGCACAAAGGAAAUCAGUGCCGGUGUAGAUGAAAAAGGCAAUAUCUACCUAAGUUUAGACUGUCAAGAAGUGACAGAUGCAUCUCACUUCACUUGGUGUAAAUCCUACGAGGAGAUUACAGAUACUGGGAAGUUUAAUAUCGAAACUGCGGGAGAUCACUCAAAACUGUACUUUAAGAAUCCAGAUAAAAUGGAUUUAGGGACUUAUUCUGUGUCUGUAAGUGAUACGGAUGGAGUGUCCUCCAGUUUUGUUUUGGAUGAGAAAGAGCUUGAAAAUUUGAUGGCACUGAGCAACGAAAUAAAAAAUCCCACAAUUCCUCUGAAAUCAGAAUUAGCUUAUGAGCUUUUUGAUAAGGGCCGGGUUCGUUUCUGGCUCCAGGCUGAGCACUUAUCACCAGAUGCCAGCUACAGGUUUAUUAUUAAUGAUAGAGAAGUCUCUGAUGGUGAGAAACACAAAAUUAAAUGUGAUAAAUCAACCGGCAUUAUUGAGAUGGUAAUGGAUCGAUUUACGUCUGAAAAUGAAGGUACCUACACUGUGCAGAUUCAUGAUGGGAAAGCCAAAAAUCAAUCUUCUCUGGUUCUUAUUGGAGAUGCAUUCAAGGCUAUCCUAGAGGAGGCUGAAUUUCAAAGAAAAGAAUUUCUCAGGAAGCAAGGUCCUCAUUUUGCUGAGUAUUUGCACUGGGAUGUUACAGAAGACUGUGAUGUUCGACUUAUUUGUAAGGUUGCAAACACCAAGAAAGAGACAGUUUUCAAAUGGCUAAAGGAUGAUGCACUGCAUGAACCUGGAACAACGCCUAAUCUGGAGAAGGCAGUCUGUGAGCUCCUCAUACCAAAGUUGUCAAAGAAAGACCAAGGUGAAUACAAGGCAACCUUGAAAGAUGAGAGAGGUCAAGAUGCAUCUAUCCUUGAAAUAACUGGCAAAGUGUAUGAUGAUAUGAUUUUGGCAUUGAGCAGAGUCUGUGGAGAAUCUGCUUCUCCACUAAAGGUAGUCUGUACUCCAGAUGGAAUAAAACUUCAGUGUUUCAUGAAAUAUUUUACAGAAGACAUGAAAUCAAAUUGGUAUCUCAAAGAUGCUAAGAUUCCAUCUGGUGAACAUAUGAGAAUUGGAGGGAGUAGAGAGAUGGCCUGGCUGCAGAUCUGUGAGCCUACUGAGAAGGAUAAAGGAAAAUAUACUUUUGAGAUUUUUGAUGGCAAAAAUAACCAUCAACGUACACUUGACCUAUCUGGACGAGCUUUUGAUGAAGCAUUUUCAGAAUUCCAGCAACUCAAAGCUGCUGCUGUUGCAGAGAAAAAUCGUGGCAAGGUGAUUGGUGGGUUGCCUGAUGUGGUGACCAUAAUGGAGGGCAAGACCUUGAAUCUGACCUGCACGGUGUUUGGAAAUCCUGAUCCAGAAGUGGUUUGGUUGAGGAAUGACAAAGACGUUGCGCUUAGUGAUCACUUUGUAGUCAAGGUGGAACAGGGCAAAUAUGUCAGUUUAACCAUCAAAGGUGUCACUUCCGAGGACUCGGGAACAUACAGCAUCAAUGUCAAGAACAAAUAUGGAGGUGAAAAAAUUGAAGUCACUGUCAGUGUGUACAAACAUGGUGAAGAGAUACCAGAGAUUUCCCUGCCCCAGCAAGCAAAACCAAAGCUUAUACCAGCAUCUGCUUCAGCAAUAGCUGAAUUAAAGUAAUCACCUGAAUAUGGAAAAAUAUGCUUGGGAAUCACCCAAAUGCCAUGUGCUUGUUCCAAAUGAAUCUUGAUAAUUUGAGAAAGUCAUGUGUGGGCAGAUAAUUGAUCGUAUGUUAUGCUUUUCAUUUUUGCUUUUGGUUGUUUUUCUUGUGUGUCUGUAGAAGGGGAAAAGCUAAUGUUUUCCACAAGGCUAAACGACUUAUGUUUACAUGAUGAUAAAUGACAGAUAGCUGGCAAAGAAUGUGUUUGAAGAUGAUAGUUAUCAUUUUCCUUAUCACUGGCAUCCACAUAUAGAUGGUGUGUGUUGGUUCUGUGUAAAGGCCCUGUCGCACUCAUUGCUAUAUUCUCUGUUAGCUAGCGAGCUCUCUAGCAACUCUUUGCAAUUAUGGCUGUAGAGCCAUUUAAGCAUGCAUUACCUGGUUACACCCUAUCUUCUUUUGCUUUAGGCUAAUAAAACUUUAAAAGGCACCUUGUUGUAGUUCUCCUGUACCAAAUCAUACCUAACUACUUCUGUUUACACUCCUGGCUUGUUUAAUUAUGGAUUAUCGUGCAAUUUCACAGCUGGUGGCAUGCAGACGAUGCGCUUACAAUCCAGAGAGGCAGUGAUGGUAAAUCGCACUUGCUGCAGGGCUCCCUUCAAAUAGUUUUACCCUUUAAGGCUUGGUGACAAAGCAAUUGAAACCGGACCCUCAAAAAUGAUUUUAGCCUCAAAACCACACUCCCUAAGAAGGUGUGUAUUUUGUGAAAGGCUUAGAAAUGUUAAGUGGUUAUCGUGCUGUGAAUCUAAAAAUCUCUGUUGGGGAAAACAAAAUGCAUAGGUGGCCAUGUUCUUUUUCAGCACAGUAAUUAUUUAGUAAGGGAUUUCAAAAAAAGGAAAAUGCUCAUUCUAAAUGACCCCUGUGGUAGGCAGGGAGGAAAAUUAAAAAUUUGGGCUGACUGUAGAAGUCUCUCAGUGAAGUUAAAAGAAAGAAAAUGUAUAUAUACAAUGAACACUCCUUUCUUUGAACCCUUCCUUCCUUUUUUGGAAAGAGGCUAAAACCCCACUAACAUAAAAAUCCUAUCUUAAUAUUUUAGUUUUAUAUUGCUUUGUAACAGAAAAAGGCUUUUUGUAGUUCAGAAAAUUUAAUCUCCCUCUAUCAUUAAGGCCAAUCAAACUCUAUGCUAUUUUGCUAAAUUUUCCUAAGGUAAUAAUAUGAACAAUGAAAUUUAAAUAUGCUCCUAAUAUCACAAAAGCCAGCUGAGCAGGUUUCUGCUGCAAGUAAAGGGAGGAUCAGCAAGAAUUUUUCAUUAUUCCUACUUCUCCAUUGCAUAGGUUAGCUUUAGCUGAGUUUGUUAUUAUUACAUGGUGGAGCACCGUUUCUAAAAACAUCCUUGGCAAAAGUAGGCACAGUUAGACUUCUCUAUACUUGACCUUUAUUUAGUCAAAUGGAGCUUGCUUAUGUUCCAAUUUAAAUUGUCAUUUUUAUUCAGCAAUGUGGUUCAAUGUUCCCAAUAAAUAAUCUUAUUGC